Molecule: messenger RNA, 2571 nt
Organism: Syzygium oleosum
Lineage: Eukaryota; Viridiplantae; Streptophyta; Magnoliopsida; Myrtales; Myrtaceae
Product: transcription factor bHLH74-like
Exons: 8
Coding region: 1086-2321 (411 amino acids)
Biological process (GO): regulation of DNA-templated transcription
Cellular component (GO): nucleus
Molecular function (GO): protein dimerization activity; DNA-binding transcription factor activity
Source: RefSeq, a predicted model, not a curated record
UCGUCUCAACUCUUACGGGCACUUUUUCUUUCUUUUAUUAGUGGUUUCUCACUCUUCACCUUUUGUGGUGCUAUAACACUGUUAGUGAUCAACAGAAGUUUGGAACUUGAUUCUUGCUGUGUUAUUUUUAGCGAUGUGGGUCUUUUCUUGGAGAUUUAGAUCAAGGCACUAGAUGCGCUUCCUUAUUAGGAGGACAGUGAGCUGAAAGACUGAAUAAUUUCAGUCCUUACAUGAUACAAUCCACACAGUAUUGGAUGCUUUUUUAGCCUUUUUAGGUACCCAUCUGGGAAUAUCUCAAAAGGGUGUCUGCAAAACUUGCCCUUUUUUGACAGCGUUGGUGUUCUUUUGGUAUUGCUUCGAGACUUCAACUUGUCACUGCCUUCGAUGAGCCUUUUCCUCCCGAGUCCUAAGCACCAAUCUGCACCGUCCAGUGGUUGAAGUGAUUCUGUCCCAGUUUGGGCGUAGUGUGGUCAAAAACAUUUCAUACCAGUUACCUGAACGACUCUGGCCUAUGAAGUGUUGGAUGUAUUAAUUAUUUUUCAACUGAGAGAAAAGGGAAUCUGCUUUCUUUUUUGGUUGGUCUGGAGCUGUCUCUGGGACUAGUGUUGCUUGCUCCUCCAAAUUUUACUUUCUGCUUUUACGGGUUCACUUUCUUGUCUAUAAUUAUUAAGGGUAUGAGCAUUUUCUCUGUCAUUGCUUCUUUGGCAUAAGAGUAGGCUCAAUGAGAAGGUUUUGAAAAAGAGGGAAAAAUAGCUGGUACUCUGUAGAUUCUAUGCCUGAUAGAUAGGAUAUGUCCUUUUUUUUCACUGCGCUUCGCGGGAUGCUGCAAAUAAGAGACUUCUUUUGCUUUACCAAACCCCAGUACUAUAAAGCUGACAAAGUCCAUUGUGUUCCUUGUUGAGUCCUGCAAGAUAUCACCAGCUGGUUUUGGUCAAACCCCAGUUAUACCUUUUCACUCUUCUUCAGCUUCUCUGUGUCUUAUAUAUCCUCAAGUCCUAGUUUAUGGUGGUGACCUUUGCUGGUUUAUUGAAAUUGGUUGAAAAGACUUGCUUUAGUUCCUGGGUUAUUGUGCCUCAAUUCUGAAGAUGGAAGGCUGUGACGGUGGUGAUAUCGGGGUCAGACAUGGGGGUGACAAUUUCUUGAAUUUUCCACACUCAGGGAUGACUCCCAGCUCAGUCCCAGAAGAAGUCUCAGGAAUGGCAAUCAACCCUUUUGUUAGCUCUGGUUGGGAUCCACUUGUGUCCCUAACUCAGAGCUACAAUUUUGCAAAUCCUUCAUUGGCCUCUGGAUUCCCCCUUUCUUCACACCCCGGCAUCAUGGAAAAUCAGGGAACUGGUGGGGACUUUCCUCCUCCGCUCGGUCACAACCUACCGGCAUUGACCGAGCAGGUCUCAUUUUCACGGUUUCCCUGCUCAGAGAGCCGGAGUUACCUGGAUGCGGUCGGCUACUUUGGGCUGCCUGACAUUGCUAAUUCUGGGUGUCCUCCUAACUAUGGCUCUCAUAGGGAGGAUGAUCAUGACGGUAGUGAAGGGGCCUCGGCUAACAAUAAACUGUCUCAGGGAUGCCAGAUCGAAGAGGAUGCGGAGCGAUCAUCACCGAGCGUCAAGAGAAGAAAAAAUGCUCCUGAUCAUGAUACCAUUUAUGAUAGGAAGGAGGUAAAAAAGGAUCCUUCCAGGGUGAACUCAGAUGUCCCAAGGGAAUGGGACGAGAAGAAACAGAAGAAUGAGCAGAUUUUGUAUCCUAAUUCUCAGGGUAAACAAAAUGGUAAACAAGUGAAAGACAAUGUUGAAGCUCCGAAAGAGAACUAUAUUCACGUGCGAGCGCGCAGAGGCCAAGCUACAAACAGUCACAGCCUUGCGGAGAGGGUGAGAAGAGAGAAAAUUAGUGAGCGGAUGAGAAUGCUUCAAGAACUCGUCCCUGGAUGCAACAAGAUCACUGGAAAAGCGGUAAUGCUUGAUGAGAUUAUUAACUAUGUGCAGUCGCUGCAACAGCAGGUUGAGUUUUUGUCCAUGAAACUUGCUGCUGUCAGUCCAGAACUGAGCAUUAACUUGGAGAGGAUACUGUCCAAAGAUAUAUUCUGCUUACAGGGUAGCUCUGCAACUAUUGUGGAUACUGAGCGUGGAAUGGCUUCUUCUUCACCUUAUACACAAGGAUUUUUCCCAGAAGCUUUUCCAAGCAUCCCGAGCUCCAAUCAUAAUUAUCCUCCCUUAACACAGGCUUUUUGUGAGAGUGAGCUACAAACACAUGGUCAAUCGCCCUUCCAUUCCAGUUCAGGAGUCGACGGUUUGGGUCUAAAUGGGCGCUUAAAGUCAGAGAGAUGAAUUUUUCAGAGAAGGGUCUUUGUUCAAUCGACUCAAAUUGGAAACUUGGUGAAUUAGGCUAACUACUGAUUUGGAGGAGAAAAUAGAGUUGGUUUGUCCUGAGUAAAGAGAAAUGUAGAGUAGUAUAGAUGGUGAAAACAAACUGGUUUACUCUUCGGGUUUUUAAUCGAAGAGGAUGCUGUGAAGUGCUAACAGAUUUUGUAUAUUUAGAUAGCACUGACGAAUUCUCUAUCCGCAAUAUGCUUAUUUC